AUGGCCGGGAGCUUUGGCAGCGACUGGGGAUCAGGAAACUUACUGUGCUCCCUUCUCCUCUGGACAGUCAACACCGCAGUAGGAAUGGCCGCCGCCUCCUGCCGUAUGGCAGCGGAAACAGCCAGAUCCACUGCCGCUCGUCGCUCCCGUGGCGUCAUUUCUCCAUGUGAGCUUCAUUCAGCUGAGCGCUGCAAAGAUGAAUGGCUGGGGGGGUGGACGAUGGAGACCCUGGAGAAAUGGAGCAAAGACUUCAGUGCACAUCAUCAGCUGGAUAAGAAAGAGCAUUCCAAACAAAAUGGCAUGAUUGCAAAAAAUCUGCUCAACUCUCUCAAGAUUCGCAAUCGUUUGCAGCUCCAGCCUAUUUCUCAUUCAGCAUGUGCCACUGGCUCCUGCCCAGAUCUAAUGAGUAGGAACGAGCAGCCUGACCCCCGGCCGCUUGCCAUGGCCCUGACCCCCCAGCUGCCCCCCAGGACCCACCGGCGUCUGUGUCUCUCUGUGUCCUCUGACAGCAAUGGACGCUUCAAAGCUCUGGAGACACAGGAAUGGAAGAACAACCUCAAAGCUCAGAUGGAGCAGGCCCAUAGUGCCGGGGCAGCCAGCAGUACAGGUUCCCUGGAGAGGGCAUCUCUCUUUUGCGCCUCUGGCUCCACCACCACCUCAAGCUCUGGGCUCUCCAGUCCAGUGGAGCACCUCACCAAGAGCAAGUCCUCCAGUCGCUUCUCUCUCUUCUCCCCUCCAUGGAACAGCAGCUCCGAGUCCGACUCCAACCCACCUUCCCGCUCCGGAUCCAAGAAAAUACACAACUAUAGUCGCAGAGCCGUUCCUGGCAGUGCCAAGACGGGGCCCGAGACACCAGAGCCUAAGCAGAGUGUCUCUGAGCACUUCCAGUACUCCGAUCCAGUCAUUUCCAAGGUUACAGACUAUAUUUACGUGGGAAACCUAAAUGCGGCUUAUAGCGGACGUACGUUGUGCCGCAAUAACAUCGACAGCAUCAUCGACAUGAGCAGCCUGCCUGGGGAAACAUGUUUGAGACUUAUUCCUUGCACUUGCUCAAGGGGGGUAAAGCACACUUGGUCUCGUCUCAAAGUGGACAUGAGUGAUCUCCCGGACUCCGUCCAGGAAGGGCUAGCCCUCAAACAUCGCUGCUUCGAAGACAUCAACGAGUGCAUCGAUGCUUCAAUGGAGAAGAGGAAGCGUGUUUUGGUCCAUUGUCGUGACGGGUUUUCCCUUGCCCCCACUUGCAUUAUUCAGUACCUCAUGGUCAAGCAAAAUAUGAGACUAAUCGCCGCCUAUGAGUUGCUCAGAGCCAAACACCCUGUCAAUAUUCGCGAGUCCCAUCAGAACGUUCUGGUGAGUCUUGAGAAAGCCCUGAGACCAGGCGGGAAUGUGGACCCGGAAGGUUUUAAACAGGCAAUCUCCCGCAAAGUGGCCUGGACCUGAUAGAACCUCCCCGGGAAAGUUUUUGUUUUUGUUUUGUGCUUUUAUUUUGUACAUUAUUUCCUCUGUUAAUAGUGAAAGGCAGCUUUUAUUUGUGUUGUAACUGAGCUGGAUGUCAUGGUGUGAGUACUAACUGUGAACAUUUUCUGAAGUUGUUGAGUGGCCAUUUUAGAAAACAAAGCCUGAGAAUUUGGGUCAUUUGAUUUGUCUCAGGCUAAACAAAAAACAAAUAUACUUUGUGCAGCUGCUAAACAAUGGGAUGUGUCCGGGAAUAUAUCUCCUAAUUAUUGUUCUUCGUGUGGGUACAUAGCCAUGCUUUGCAGGUUUAUGUUGAGGGAGAAUUUUUUGGGAGCGCUCAGGAGUCCAAACGAUGUCAUGUAUGACUGCAAAACAUUUAUAUUGAGACUGAAACGUCACACUGGAAUACUAAUAACUAAAAAGUUCAGACAUAUUCAUAACAGAUUAAAGCAAUAGUUCACCCAGCAAUGAAAAUUCUUUAGAAUUACAUUUUUUGUGUAAACUAUUCCUUUAAGGUUUGAACAUGACUAGUCAUGGCAUCUGUUAUUACUAAGCACAAACUUUGUUGGCUUCAUUAUUCAUUGGACAAUUGGUUGAUAUUUCUCUGCGUGUAACAAGGGUCAUAUAUUUCGAAAAGAUGCACAAUAAGAGUAGUCCUCUGUGAGGAGUCAUUUCAUUAAGUGUCAUUUCCAAUGUAAUAUACAGCAUAUUUGGUUAAAUAUUCAUUUAUGUGCUUGAAAAAAUUUGAAUUUUGUGAUCGUGUAAGCAUUGAUAUUGGCCCACUUUUUACGUUUUUAGGAAGGGUUGGUAUUUAGAUUAUUUAAGCAUAGGCUAUGUUUUGUUUUUCGCCUGCUACUAGGUCUUUCGCACAGUUGCGUGUUCUAGUCCUCGCAGUAUACUCUGCUGACCAUGAGCGUGUACGCACAUGAUGCAUGCUCAGUACAAUGAUGUGCUGAUGACAAAUUGUAUGUCUUGUUCGCUGUGCUGUAGAGUAAACGGCCAACGGAAAACCAAAGCAUACUUUUCAGGUUUAAACUGAAUUGUGGAGCAAUGCUCAAAGGCAAAGGUUUGAUAUUGCACUAACUACAAGGAAAUGCGCAAGUAAAACAUUUCAUUUUGCUGACAUGUGGCUUAGUUUGAUUUAAUGUUGUGCAGUGAUAUAUCAAAUUAUUUUUGAUUACGAUAAUGUUUAUGCUUACUUAUGAUGAUUGUUGUACAUGGUUUCUAUUGUAUUUUGAUUUAGCCAUUUAGAAAAAUGUAUGAACCCUGAUAGCACACAUAUCACCGAGACAUCUAUUGGAUGCGUGUUUUCAUUUUGAUGUCAUUUUUCGAGCAGUAGCUCACCUGCAAUAUGUCAUUUAGAUGUUCAUUGUUGUAUGUUCCACCUAUUCUACACUGGAAGCAAGCAGCAUGUUGUAACGCGACAAAACUAGAUGGCUCCAGUUCUAAUCAAUGAAGCUGUCUACACUGGAUGCAAGCGACAUGUCAUAAUGUGACAACUAGAUUGCUUCCAUUAUAAUCAACAAGCCUGUCUACACUAGAAUUAAGUGCCAUGUUGCAACACAACAAAACUAUCUUGCUCCCAUUAUCAUUAAUGGAGCUACCUAAAUUGGAAGCAAGCGGCACAUCGGAACGCAGUAAAAGUAGCUAGCUUUCCAGUUAUAAUCAACAAGCUAUCUGCACUGGAAGCAAGCAGCAUGUUGUAACGGAUCAAUACUAGCUUGCUCCAUGUAUAAUCAACGGUGCUACUCUUUGGAAGCAAGUGACGCAUCAUAACGCAACAAUUAGCUAGCUCCCGUUAUAAUUAACUGAGCUAUGGAAGCAAGCAGCACGUUGUCGUGUGACAACUAGCUAGCUCCCAUAAAUCAUCAGUUGAGCUAUCUAUAUUAGAAGCAAGUGGCACAUCCUAAUGCGACAAAACUAACUAGCUCCUGUUAUAAUCAACUGAGCUAUCUACACCGAUCAGCCACAACAUUAAAAC
Myxocyprinus asiaticus (Chinese sucker) is the source of this 3436-nucleotide messenger RNA. RefSeq lists its product as uncharacterized. The record is from RefSeq and is a predicted model, not a curated record. Gene Ontology annotation, molecular function: protein tyrosine/threonine phosphatase activity; MAP kinase tyrosine/serine/threonine phosphatase activity. The transcript has 6 exons. Gene Ontology annotation, cellular component: cytoplasm. Bases 1 to 1440 code for a protein of 479 amino acids. Gene Ontology annotation, biological process: protein dephosphorylation; negative regulation of MAPK cascade. NCBI's taxonomy places the organism in Eukaryota, Metazoa, Chordata, Actinopteri, Cypriniformes, Catostomidae.